AUGAAUAAAAUUCUAAGAGGAUUUUCAACUGUAAAAUCAUUGAAAUACAUCAAAGAUAAACAACCUAUUUUAAAGAUUAGCGAAUUACCUUCUGGAAUAAAAAUAUUUACUGAAUAAACUGCUUUUCCAUUUGCUUCUGAUAUUGGAAUUUGUUUCAAGGCUGGAUUAAGAAAUGAGCUACCUUCAGAAACUGGCUCACUAUUCAGUCUUAACUAACAUAUGUAUCAUAUUUCUGAAAAUGAUUGUUUGGAAAAUUUGUAAUUUUAUAAGCUAUUUAGUGAGUAAACCCUUCGAACAGGCUGCAUGCUAGAUUAAACAUACGAUUCAGAAUUAUCAUAUUGGAAGUGCUAAUUUAUAUAGGAAGAUUUUGAUAUGAUUGUAGAUGUCUUAUUAAAGCUUGCUUUGACGACCAAGAGAAUUGCAAAAGAAACUAGAGAUUAAUUUAGCUAAAUGAAUAUUCCUUAAGAAAGAGUAUUAUAUAACAAAUAUUUAGAUGACUGUAGAUGAAGUUAUGAAAAGGGCUGCAUUUGGUACACAUCCAUUAGCAAAUGCUAAAACAUCUGCAUAAAUAUUGCCAAAAUAAGAGGACUUUUCAAGAUUUUAAGAAUAAAUGCUUACUAGUUAAAAUAUGAUUAUUGGUUAUGCUGGAGUUUGGAGUCAUGAAUAAUUUAGAGAAUACAUUGAAAAAAAAUUAGUAAAUCAUCAAUAAUGUAAGAAUUUCAAAAAAUCAUAUAGUUUUCUAAAGGUAAUUAAGGAAACAAACAUCUCCAGAGUUCAUUUCCCAAGUCUUUGCCCUAAAUGAUGACAAAAAUGAUACUCUUGAUAUUGCAUUAUUAUUUAAAGGAAGUAAAUGGAGUGACAAGAAUAUGCCUACUCAACAUAUUUUAAAUUAAAUUUUAGGAUCUUCAAGUAUUUGUAGUAUUUUAUAGGUUCCUGGUCAACUGGUGGUCCUGGUAAAGGAAUGAGAUCAAGAACAACUCUUAAUUUAAUGCAAUCAAUAUAAUCUGUGGAAGAGGCAGCAGGAGUUUCUUAAGUGUUUUCAGAUGCUGGAAUAUUUGGGUUAAGAGUUCAAGGAUCUCCUAGUUCUAAAUAGGAAUUAUACGAAUCUUUAAUUUAUGAAUUCAGAUAAUUGGGGUAACCAAUGAGUGAUGAGGAAUUUUAGAGAGGAAAAAACAUAGCCAUCACAUUAAUUAAUUUGAAUUUGGAGAGACAAGCAGAUCGUUUAGAGGAAUAAAUAAAAACAGUAUAUCAAUCAAAUUAUGCAAGACAUUCCUUAUGGGAUAAAAUGCUGUGCCACUUUAUGAGAGUUUGAUCGAAAAUGUUACUAAAGAAUAAUUAUAAGAUUAUGUCAAAAAUUUUAUAAACAAUUCUGAACCAACUCUUUUGUACUAUGGUAAAAAUGUAAAGGAUAUUCCAACAAUGUAAUAAAUUAAAAGAAAUUUGAGAAAAUGA
This is a messenger RNA of Paramecium octaurelia, 1452 nucleotides long. NCBI's taxonomy places the organism in Eukaryota, Ciliophora, Oligohymenophorea, Peniculida, Parameciidae. The record is from the annotation of a GenBank genome assembly.